GUUUCGGCUUUAAGUCCUCACAAGUAUAAUGAUAGUAGUAAUAGGGAAAAUAAUCCCUGCCACCGGUUAAGAAGCGAAGGGAAGAGAGGAGCGAAAGGGAGGGGAAGGAGCUCGAGGCGAUGGCGGAGAAGAUGAUGGGAGGCGCUGGGGCGUCGCGGACGUCGUACCAGCGGUAUCCCAGGGUGCGGAUCCGGGAGAUGAAAGAUGAUUAUCUGAAGUUCGAGCUACGGGACACGGACGCGAGCAUGGCGAACGCCCUGCGUCGCGUGAUGCUGGCGGAGGUGCCGACCAUCGCCAUCGACCUGGUGGAGAUCGAGGUCAACUCCUCCGUCCUUAACGACGAGUUCAUCGCCCAUCGCCUGGGCCUCAUCCCCCUUACCAGCGACGACGCCAUGUCCAUGCGCUUCUCCCGCGACUGCGACGCCUGCGAUGGCGACGGCCAGUGCGAGUUCUGCUCCGUCGAGUUCUUCCUGAGCGUCCGCUGCGACUCGGACCAGACCCUCGACGUCACCAGCGCCGACCUCCAGAGCACCAACCCCCGCGUCUGCCCCGUCGACGUUGCCGCCAACGCCCUCUCCUCCGCUGCCGAUGGCUAUGAGUCCGCCGAGCAAAAGGGCAUAAUAAUCGUGAAGUUGCGUCGUGGACAAGAGCUGAGACUUAGGGCAAUUGCUAGAAAAGGGAUUGGCAAGGAUCACGCCAAGUGGUCACCUGCUGCAACUGUUACAUUUAUGUAUGAACCUCAGAUACAUAUAAACGAAGAUCUGAUGGAAACAUUGACACUUGAAGAUAAAAGAAGCUGGGUUGAGAGCAGCCCUACAAAAGUCUUUGGCAUAGAUCCUAAUACUCAGCAGGUGGUUGUUAUUGAUGCCGAGGCCUACACUUAUGAUGAUGAAGUCAUAAAAAAAGCAGAGGCUAUGGGUAAACCUGGGCUCAUCGAGAUUUAUCCCAAAGAAGACAGCUUCAUAUUCACUGUUGAAUCAACAGGUGCGAUCAAGGCUUCCCAUUUGGUCAUCAAUGCAAUUGAUAUCCUGAAGCAAAAGCUGGAUGCAGUGCGCCUUCAAGAUGAGGAAUCUGAUAUGAAAGAAUUGACUUCACACCUUGGGAAUUUAUGAUUUUGGCCUGUGGAUCAGCUUAAUCUUCUAUGUUUCUGUCUUUUUGGUUAAGACUCGUGUUACUGUCACAGACAAAACUGUUUCAUGAGGGCUGGAUCGUGUAGUUCUCAUGUGUUGUUUUUCGGUACUAUUUCGGACAGAGUUAUAUUACCUACCUCAUUGCAUACUUUUAGAUUA
Musa acuminata AAA Group (dessert banana) is the source of this 1289-nucleotide messenger RNA. RefSeq names its product DNA-directed RNA polymerases II, IV and V subunit 3-like. Gene Ontology annotation, biological process: DNA-templated transcription. Gene Ontology annotation, cellular component: RNA polymerase II, core complex. Lineage: Eukaryota; Viridiplantae; Streptophyta; Magnoliopsida; Zingiberales; Musaceae. The record is from RefSeq and is a predicted model, not a curated record. Bases 120 to 1112 code for a protein of 330 amino acids. Gene Ontology annotation, molecular function: protein dimerization activity; DNA binding. The transcript is spliced from 3 exons.